Molecule: messenger RNA, 873 nt
Organism: Carassius auratus (goldfish)
Lineage: Eukaryota; Metazoa; Chordata; Actinopteri; Cypriniformes; Cyprinidae
Gene: ptx4
Product: pentraxin 4, long
Exons: 2
Coding region: 47-388 (113 amino acids)
Source: RefSeq, a predicted model, not a curated record
UAUAAGAUCAGUUUAUUGAAACACCUGUAAAGGACAUAAAGCAGCCAUGAACAGAAUGGUCGUAAUCUUCCUGCUAAUGCCUGUGACCUGGACACAGAGAGGAGCAGCAGCUGAGAAACAUAAUCCCUUACACCAGAGACUGAGGAGGAGGCUGAAUCAGCAGUUCAAGAGAUUUCAACAGAUGACCUUCACUCAUCUUCAGAGCAUUGCUGAAAAGCACAACAUUUCAAAUAACACAGACUCACGAUUCCAAGUUUUGAGUCUGGAGUUUAAGAGGAUCUCCAGAGAGCUCCGCGCAUUUAAGGCAAUGACAGAGCACAGCCUGAAUUCCCUCAAAUCCUGGACUAAGAGUUAUGAAUUUUGUGACUGGAGAUCCAGCGUAUCGUGAAUUAUCUUUACAAAAUGUCCUGGAUGGCCACUGGCACCAUUUAUGCAUCAUCUGCAUGGUCCUCCAUUGAAGGCAGGUUUUGGUUCUAUUUGGACCGUCAUCUAAUAUCUACUGGAUCCAAAUUUCCAGAAAGGCUACGAGAUCCCUCAUGGGGGCUCUGUGAUCCUGGGACAGGAGCAGGAUUUGAUUGGAGGAGAUUUUGAUGAAGCUGAAGCAUUUGUGGAGCCUGAACCCUGGGUAAAUGUCUGGACUAGCCUCUGGAAAAAGGGUGCCAUGAGGAGCAGAGCUCAGCCUGGAUGAUAUAGACCAGAUGUUUGGCUCUGUUCAACAUUACCUGUGAGUGUCUGGAGCACUGCAUGUAAAGGCACAACAGAUGAGCCAGAAAAACACUUCUGUAUCACACAUUAUUUUUGUAGUUCCAUUUAUUUUGAUAUAUUCAGUGAUCAUGUUUGAUAUAGUUGGUCUUAUUAAACUUUUUACUUUAA